Arachis ipaensis is the source of this 2402-nucleotide messenger RNA. The record is from RefSeq and is a predicted model, not a curated record. Lineage: Eukaryota; Viridiplantae; Streptophyta; Magnoliopsida; Fabales; Fabaceae.
GUCCAAAACAAAACCUAACCACACAAUAAGAGUCUAGGUUUAGAGACCCCAUAGCAUCAUCAAGUAACGAUAGAUUCAGAUCAGCUGGAGAUGAAUUCCAUAUGAUUAAAUCUUAGCUCUAUUCUACACUAUAGUUUGCUAGCCAAUUAACACAAGAGUUGGUAGGCAUGCGAGAAGUGUAUUUGCCAAUCUCUCGAGAUAAAAUAUUGGAUUCUGUAAUACAAGAUCGAUUCCACUCCUCUUUUUUGUUUGGUCUUUGAUAUACUUUCUAUUGCUGCUUUAAAUUGCACUUUAAUCACACAUUCUUGAACCCCAUAGACCAGGCUAUCUCCAGUCCAAGACUGACUUUUCAGAGCUCCAGUAAGAAAGAUGACCAUUUUCCCAACUAUUUUGAAAAACACAACUUAUUUGCAUCUUUAUUUCGUAGUAAACCAUCACAUCCCACUUUGUUCACUCUAAUUUUCUUUACUCCAUCUGUAUUUACUUUGAUCCAAUUCUCCAUAGGAGUCUUCCAUUUAAUAUUGGUUUCUAUCCUAAUUGGGUAGGCUGGUCCAAUCUUCUUUUUAUCAAAAAUCUCAUGAAUAGUGUCAACAUAAUCAUGAAUAAUAGAAACCACUAUAUUGGAACGUUUAAAUGGUUCUUGAAAAAUCUCUAUAUUUUUUCAAGUCCACAAUUUCCAACAAGUAACAAAAAAGUGCUAAUCCACCUCUUUUUGGAUAAAUACAGAGAUUAUGCGGGUGAUUCAAUCCAAUCCUUCAAAUUAGAAGAGGUGACGACAUUGAUUUUUUGCGGGUGGAUAAGCUUCCUUCGAAUAUUCAUCUCUUCCUUGUAAUCUCUUAGCACAUGGACUAUGCUUUCCACCAUACUCUGGAAAUUAUUUCAGAAAAGAGAAACUCCAAACCACUUGUGUCUGCGUAUGUUAGUUAAGAGUUUGUCGUGGUUGGCUUGCCACAUGAAAGUUUUAAUUCGUUGUGUGUCUCUCCAUUUCCAAAUCUUCAUCGAUACAUUGUUGCUACUUGCUGGAGGGAACUCAGGGCCUUAUAAGCGGACUUAACAGUAAAUCUCUUGUCUUCAUUAUGUCUCUACGAAAGAUUAUAUGGAGAAUCUGAUGGCAUGGACACUGGGUGUGCACAAAUUCUAUCUAUACACUUCAAUGGGAGCAAAUUUUGGAUCAAAUCAAAAUUUCACUGUCCAUUUUUCAUCAUAAAAUUGUUUACCUUCGAUGGGUGGUUUUUGCUGAACUCUUGAUUAUUCGUUUUGGGUCUUACAUUUUCUGUGUAUUUGGUGAAGAUGAGCAAGAAAGUUGAGAAGGCUCCGAAAGUGACAUCGAGCAGUUUGAAGGCAUUCUUCCGAGCGAAGAAUGUGGAUAAAGAAGGGUCUAGUAUUCAUGCGAAGGUUGAGAAAGGAGCCGAGGUUAAUCAGCCUUCUCCUACUAAGAAAGUAAAUUAUAAGCAAAAGAGGGGAGAUGGCAAGAAAGAAAAGGUGGUGUAUUUGGCUGGUGACAAAUUUGGCGGGAAGGAGGUCGACUUGGAUCAGGUAAAGAGGUUUACCGAAAAUCAAAAGGAACUGCAUGGUUAUAAGGGAGAUAAGGAUCUCACCUCACUAUGGAGUGAGCAUUUUCCUCUGUUGAUGGUUGCCGAUGAAUAUUGUCAAAGCCUCGCCGAUAUCAGACUGGUUCAGGACGUUGGUGACAUUGGCGUUUGUCAAUAUCUUUAGGUAUGAUAUCUUUGUUCGUCUUUCCUUUGCAAUGUUAGUUUGUGCUGGUUUGAUUUGAUUGUUUGUUGUUUCAAGUGAAAGGAGCUCGGCUGAUGUCUAUCGGCCGAACUCAGGAGUUAAAACAUGCCAGGGACUUGUUUGACAAAGUUGUUGUGGACCAGCUGAUGCAGGAUAAUUUGGUUAAAGGUAACAAACUUCGCACUGCUUUGGAUUUGGUGGACUCUUUGCAAGAGAAGCUAACUGCUGCCGAGAAUGUCAGAAAGACAUUUGAUGAAGAAAAAAUUGCUUUGGAGGCUAGGCUGGCUGUGCUGGUUGCUAAGAAGAAAAAGCUCAAGACUGACAAAGAAGACCACAGCCUUGAGAUGUUCGCUGCUGGAUUUGAGAGGACUGUUGAGCAAGCGAAACUUCUGGCGCCUGCUGCUGAUUUGUCUGCAAUGGAUCCGUGUAAGGUUGUUGUUGGCGAGGAGUUAGUUGAGGAUGAUGAAGAUGGUAUUGAGGGGGAGGGUGAGAACCCAGAUGCCCCGUGAACUUAUGUGAUAAAUUAGUAGUUGUAUAUUGUUUAUCUUUUGUAUGAUUGUGAAACUUCUAGCGUAUAGCCAAAAACUGUUUUGAUGUUGUUUGCUAGCUUACUUACCCGAAAAAUGUUUGGUACUGGUAUAAUUUGGUUGAAUGUUGAUGCAUGUUUA